AUGAAUAGCGCUGCCCUCAGCAAUGGCGGUGGACCAGAGUUAGGCCAAUCCACUGCUGGGAUCCGUGUCACCACGGAAGCGGAUCACGCCAAACGCAUAAACCUGCUAAACGAGCUCUUCUCGACGGAAACGCGCUAUGUGGGCGAGCUAUGCAUGAUUGUCCGCCGCGUCGCGGGUGCGUGGAGCCCGACCAACUUUCCGCCGCCGGAGCUCGAUAGCAUGUUUCGCGCGUCAGAGGUUUUGUACCGUGUCAACAACGAGUUUCUGCGCUCGCUCCAGGAAAUUGGGCCGAAUCCAACAUCGCCCAAAGGCCUAGGCAGUUUGCUCAUGCAGUGGGUCGACAAACUGCAGACGCCUUAUACGCGCUUUUGCUCGGUGCGAGUGCAUGGCUUGGAUGCACUCCCGAAUAUCCAGCAGAACAAGGAACUUUUUCGGAUCCUUUCCCAAGUCACGGCUGAGAUCCCGCCCACGAACGGCGGCGUGUGGACGCUCGAUGCUUUGUUCGACCUGCCCAUUGCUCGCAUUGGGUUCUAUAAGAAGUUCUAUGCGCGUCUCUUGCGCAACACCGAGCACGGCCGCUCGGACCACGCGCUACUGCAGAGUGCGAACGAAAAACUGGACAACAUUUUCCUGCUCGCCCAGCAGCGCGCGAGUGCUCCGACACAGCCACCGGUGUAUUUUCGGGCGCUGUCACCUCCCCCUGCUCCUGCUCCUGCACUUGCACUUGCAUCUGCGUCUGCAUCUGCCCCUGCACCGAUACUCGCGCCGCCAGCAGCACGAGUAGAGCCUGCGCCGUACAAGCAAGUGCAACUGCCGCCCCAGUCAUCGAACCCUAUAGCUGCGCCGCCAAUCGGCAUAAACUCUUCGGCUCCUGCACCGGUGCUAAGUCACCAGAAUCCUGCACAAAAUGCAUACGAGCGCACGGAAGAUCGCAGCCGUGACCAAGAGACUGCACGCCAACCGCCUGCGCCUGCGCCUGCGCGACCGCCGCAGUCCGCUGAAAAAGAAAGCACUCGUGCGGCGCUUACCUCGCUGAUCCCCCAACUGUCCGUGACGGAGCUGCAGGGCCGGAUCGAUUCCUCGUACACAAUGGAUAUCUUUACCUUGCAGCCCAAGACCUGUCGGCUUCACAUCAACCCGUCGACACUCACAUUUCCCCGUUCCGUGCGCCUCACAGACGGUGCAUUGAUGCAGAUCAGGCCUCCGAAUGGCAUUGAUACCCGGACUGUAAAUAACGCACGUCUAAUUUUGUUCACGGAUCUGUUGCUCAUUGGCGAGGACAUUGACCGCGCUGAAAAUCCACUCCAACCGCCAAACGUCUGGCUCAUGUUUCCCCCCCUUGCAGGCAAGUUUGUCGAUGCCACGUCACAUGGUGCGCCGCAUGAGAACACUAUACGGAUCACCAUCAUGCGCCGCACCGAGUUACUCAUUCGGCUUCCGUCCGCCGAAUGCAAACAAAAGUGGCUGCACGAAAUCGUGCUCUGUCGAGACUUUAAGCCUGUACAGCGCGCGGAAAGUGGAUCGAGUGCGGCGCCGUUGGCGACGCUCCCGACGCCGUUGCCCGCUCUUGAACGCGCUUCGCAGCCGAACACAGUGCCCGACGAACCAAACCGCACGCUUUCCCUGCCUUUGCCGAUGCAGAGCAUGCCAUCGCCUGCCGACAUGAGCGGCGGCUCGCUCACUAGCAACGCUGCACGCAUGCCACAGCGACUUCCGCCGCUCCUUGUGCCCAAUGUAACAGCCAACGAACAGCUGCUCGGCUCGUCGCUUGUGGAACAGGACGCAGAUUUGCGUUCUCCAUCACUCCCCAGCGCCCAUUUGACCCGCGAAAGCUCGCUAAAUUCAAUCGACUCUUUCCCCCGCAUGCCGGCACGGUCGCGGAUGGACUCGCCUGAGAUACGUGUUGCAUCGCCAUUGGGCUCGCCAUUAACUGCGUCGCCCACUGCAUCAGUCGUGCCGAAGCCACUUGGCGCAUUGGAUGAAGAAGUGCGGUCUAUGCGCAUUACCAAUUCUCCACUCUCGCAAAAGUUUCCCAUUAUGUCGGAACAAGCAAGACGCCCUUCGGAGCCGAGUAUACCAAGCAAUGCACAGCAGUCUCCGGUGCGGUCGAUGAGCCAGCCGCGCUUGAAUGCAAUGGUAGGCGCGAAAUUACCCUCUCAAACACUCCAAGAAGGCGGCCGCCAAGCAACGCCAGAUUGGCUGCAUCAUGAACCAGCACCCGCCUCUGCUGCCCAGAAGCAGCGGCGUCCUGCGUACAAUUUGUGUGCACAAAUGCGGUGCAAGGUAUUUUUGAAGCAGAGCUAUGCACAAUGGAAAGCGCUCGGGAAUGCACGACUACGCCUAUAUCAUUUGCAACAUACCAAAGAGAACCAGCUUGUUGUUGGGAGCGACAAGAAGACGAUCAUUUCUACCAUUGUCUUGACGAACGCUGUAGAACGUGUGGGAAAGACGGGGCUUGCCGUGGAGCUUUCUGACAAUGGACGGCUUACCGGCGUUGUGUAUAUGUUGCACAUGCGCAGCGAAGAGUCUGCCAAUGGUCUUUUCCACCAGCUCAUUAUAGGGUCUAGCCGAACGCUGCUGGGGAGUCCUACACCCAGCUCGUAG
Malassezia vespertilionis is the source of this 2604-nucleotide messenger RNA. RefSeq lists its product as uncharacterized. Lineage: Eukaryota; Fungi; Basidiomycota; Malasseziomycetes; Malasseziales; Malasseziaceae. The coding region runs from base 1 to 2604 and encodes 867 amino acids. The transcript has a single exon. Gene Ontology annotation, molecular function: guanyl-nucleotide exchange factor activity. The record is from RefSeq and is a predicted model, not a curated record.